AUGGCCCUGGACGGCGAGCGGGGGGAGCAAGAGGAGGAGAAGAAAAAGAAGAAGAAGAAAAAGAAGAGGAAGAAGAAGAAGGAGGAGGAGGAGGAGGAGGGGGCUGAGAAGAGCAGCUCACCCUGCGCUGCCACGAUGGGGGAGAACGACGCGGCGCUCCGGGCCGGCGGCAGGGGGCUCUCGGACCCGUGGACAGACUCGGUGGGGGUGCGACCCCGCACCACCGAGCGCCACAUCACGGUGCACAAGCGGCUCGUGCUGGCCUUCGCCGUGUCCAUCGUAGCGCUGCUCGCGGUCACCAUGCUCGCGGUCCUGCUCAGCUUGCGCUUCGACGAGUGCGGAGCUAGCGCGGCGCCGGGCGCCGACGGCGGCCCCGCCGGCUUCCCGGUGCGCAGCGGCAACGCCAGCCUUCCGGGGUCGGCCCGGCGCAACCACCACGCCGGCGGGGACUCCUCGGAGCCCGAGGUAGGCGGGGAGGCCACCCCUGGGACCCCGUCAGCCCAGCCGCCGUCGGAGGAGGAGCGGGAGCAGUGGCAGCCGUGGACGCAGCUACGCCUGUCGGGCCAUCUCAAGCCGCUGCACUACAAUCUGAUGCUCACCGCCUUCAUGGAGAACUUCACCUUCUCCGGGGAGGUCAACGUGGAGAUCGCGUGCCGGAACGCCACCCGCUACGUCGUGCUGCACGCCUCCCGGGUGGCGGUCGAGAAGGUGCAGGUGGCUGAGGACCGGGUGGCGGGGGCUGUCCCGGUGGCCGGCUUUUUCCUCUACCCGCAAACCCAGGUCUUGGUGGUGGUGCUGAAUAGGACCUUGGACGCUCAGAGGAAUUACAACCUGAAGAUCAUCUACAACGCCCUGAUCGAGAACGAGCUCUUGGGUUUCUUCCGCAGCUCCUACGUGCUCCACGGGGAGAGAAGGUUCCUUGGUGUUACUCAGUUUUCACCUACACAUGCCAGAAAGGCAUUUCCUUGUUUUGAUGAGCCAAUAUACAAGGCUACUUUCAAAAUUAGCAUCAAGCAUCAAGCAACCUAUUUAUCUUUAUCCAAUAUGCCAGUGGAAACUUCCGUGUUUGAGGAAGAUGGAUGGGUUACGGAUCACUUUUCACAGACCCCUCUCAUGUCUACAUAUUAUUUAGCCUGGGCAAUUUGCAACUUCACAUACAAAGAAACUACCACCAAGAGUGGGGUUGCAGUACGAUUAUAUGCAAGACCCGAUGCUAUCAGAAGAGGAUCUGGGGACUAUGCUCUCCAUAUAACAAAGAGAUUAAUAGAAUUUUAUGAAGACUACUUUAAAGUGCCCUAUUCCUUGCCUAAACUAGAUCUUUUAGCUGUGCCUAAGCACCCGUACGCUGCUAUGGAGAACUGGGGACUAAGUAUUUUUGUGGAGCAAAGAAUACUGCUGGAUCCCAGUGUUUCAUCUAUUUCUUAUUUACUGGAUGUCACCAUGGUCAUUGUUCAUGAGAUAUGUCACCAGUGGUUUGGUGACCUCGUGACUCCUGUGUGGUGGGAAGAUGUGUGGCUGAAGGAAGGUUUUGCUCACUACUUUGAAUUUGUUGGUACAGACUACCUCUAUCCUGGCUGGAACAUGGAAAAACAGAGAUUUCUGACGGAUGUUCUGCAUGAAGUGAUGCUGCUUGACGGCUUGGCCAGUUCCCAUCCAGUAUCACAGGAAGUGCUACAGGCAACAGAUAUUGACAGGGUGUUUGACUGGAUCGCCUAUAAAAAGGGUGCUGCUCUAAUUAGAAUGCUGGCUAAUUUUAUGGGCCACUCAGUAUUUCAGAGGGGUUUGCAAGAUUAUUUAACCAUUCAUAAGUAUGGCAAUGCAGCCAGAAAUGAUCUCUGGAAUACACUAUCAGAGGCUUUAAAAAGGAAUGGAAAAUAUGUAAAUAUACAAGAAGUAAUGGAUCAGUGGACACUCCAGAUGGGCUAUCCUGUUAUCACCAUCUUGGGAAAUACAACAGCAGAAAAUAGAAUAAUAAUUACCCAACAACAUUUUAUUUAUGACAUCAGUGCUAAAACUAAAGCAGUUGAACUUCGAAAUAGCAGUUACCUGUGGCAGAUUCCAUUAACUAUUGUGGUAGGAAAUAGAAGCCAUGUGUCUUCAGAAGCAAUUAUUUGGGUGUCUAACAAAACAGAGCACCACAGAAUAACUCUGGACAAAGGAAGCUGGUUGCUGGGGAAUAUCAAUCAAACUGGAUAUUUUAGAGUCAACUAUGAUUUAAGGAAUUGGAGACUAUUAAUUGAUCAAUUAAUCAGAAACCAUGAGGUUCUCUCGGUCAGUAACAGAGCAGGUUUGAUCGAUGAUGCCUUCAGCCUGGCCAGAGCCGGCUCUUUGCCUCAGCAUAUUCCCCUGGAGAUUAUGAGAUACCUGUCUGAGGAGAAAGAUUUUCUUCCUUGGCAUGCUGCCAGCCGAGCUCUCUAUCCUCUGGAUAAAUUACUGGACCGCAUGGAGAAAUACAAUGUCUUCAAUGAAUAUAUUUUAAAGCAAGUUGCAGCAACGUACAUCAAGCUUGGAUGGCCAAAGAACAAUUUUAAUGGAUCUCUUGUUCAAGCAUCCUACCAACAUGAAGAGCUGCGUCGAGAAGUUAUAAUGCUGGCCUGCAGUUUUGGCAACAAGCACUGCCAUCGGCAGGCGUCAACCCUGAUUUCAGAUUGGAUUUCCAGCAACAGGAACAGGCUUCUGAAUCUGUCACUAAAUUCUGAGGUGGUGUUGGAUCAAGAUGCAAUUGAUGUGAUAAUCCAUGUCGCUCGAAAUCCACAUGGCCGAGACCUUGCCUGGAAGUUUUUUAGAGAUAAAUGGAAGAUAUUAAAUACCAGGUAUGGAGAGGCAUUAUUUAUGAAUUCUAAACUCAUUAGUGGAGUUACAGAAUUUCUUAAUACUGAAGGUGAACUCAAAGAGCUCAAGAACUUCAUGAAGAAUUACGACGGAGUAGCCGCUGCCUCUUUCUUGAGAGCUGUGGAGACUGUCGAGGCCAACGUGCGCUGGAAAAUGCUCUAUCAAGAUGAGCUCUUCCAAUGGUUGGGAAAAGCUCUGAGACACUAAUAUCUCUCUUAUAAACAAUUCAACUCAGAAUUUUGGGAGAAAGCUGCUUUAUAUGGAACGAGGAAAAUGUGCUAUGUGGAAAAUGGCCAGAUUUUCAGUGUUAACGUGUGGGAGGACAUUUUUUUUUUUUAAUUUUUGGUUUUGGGGGAAUUUUUUUGUUUGUUUCAUUCAUUAUGUUUUGUUUCUCUACCGGGUGUUCUUCUCUAAAGAAACUCUUGCAAGUGAAACUAGCCAUGACUGCUUCAGCUGUACAUUCCUUGCUGUACAGGACCAAAUAUGAUAGUGGUGCAUGUAGAUGUUGCAGUCAGUUUGGAAAAACAUAUUCAGAAUAUUUUGUGCAUGGUUGUAUGGUCCUGCUGUGUUCAGCAUGCUUAUUUAAAAUGUCCAAUGUUGUACGUGAAUAUAUGUUACAUCCAGGAUGGGCAUUAUACAAAAGCACAAAGAUUAUCUAUGACAAUCAGUGUUGCAAUGAAAAAAAAAACUAAAAAGGAAUUAUAUUCUUAGUCCUGGGUGAUGUGAGAGGUAAAAUAGCCCUUGAAGUGAUCAGUGUCACUUAUUUCAGCACUUGGAUUGUCUUGCAAUGAUUUCUGUGUUGCUAACUCAUUUUCUUCGAGUUAAAGCUGUGUAUAUGUUUUAAAAGGCAUAUAGAUAGUGUAUGCAUAUGUAUAUGUACAUAGGGAAGCCCUAUAUGUAUAUAGUAUGUUGUACACUGCACUUGUGCAAAGGAUCUCUUCAGAUCAAAGAAACUUUAUCUCUUUUUAUGAACUUAUGCAAACUUUGAAAACACUUAAAAGAAUUUAUCUCAACACUAGCCUUCCUGACAAUUUUCUGACUAAACGUCUCAACUGCUAUAGAUUUUUUCAUCUACUUCCUGAGCAAUGGUCUAUUCUACAACAUGAAAAUGAGUUCAAACAGAAUUUAUGUAUAAACACUCUUCUAAUUCUCUAAAGUGGCAGCCUUGUAACCUAAAUAUAGAUUCUGUCAUCAUUUUGGUCAAACUUACUACUGCAUCAAACAGUUGUGUGCAUUUACAAAUUAUCAGUGCUGAGAAGGUGUUUCUUUUCCAUUUUGUUUGUUUUUCCAUCUCAUGGUGAGUGGUCCAGAGGGUUGAAAAUGCUCUCUGUGUUGGUCUUAGUGUCUGUGUCAAUCUAAUCCUCCAUUAGUGACCGUACCUCAAGUAGGUCUGAUACCAUUUAAUGACAUUUGAUGCAGAUCGUGCCAUCCAUUCAGAUGAAAGUUACUUUUCUUGAGCAAAGCUUUUCCUUUGGCAUUGACAGCUCUCUUCUGCCAGGGAAUUUUAAAUAGCCCGUUUCAUGGCUGUGUGUUAUGUAACACAAGUGCUUAUUUUAAAUGGCAUUCUCACCCAGUAGGCCAGCUCUCCAAACGUUGCUUAGAUGCUCCAAAAUGAACAUAUUUUAAGUUUGCCAUUAUAAAAUACCAGCACAACUACAGGACCUAAGCCAAAAGUCUGUGGACCACUUUCUAUUUUCCUGAGGUUUUCUACCCCUCCAAAUAUCCUUGCAAAUAAUUGAGAGAGAUAUUCUAAUAGUCACUGAACACUGAAAAAAAUAGGUAGUUUAGAAACCAGAGCCAUAGAUUUAUUUUGAGUUUGUAAUAAAAAGUAACAAUUUCCUAAUUCAUUGAACAAGCAUCACCUAAAAUUGAAUUUUAUCUUUUUAACAAUUAAUAUCCACUACUCAUACUUAAAAUUUUCAGCACUUCAUUCAAUUAAAACACAUGAACUUUAAAUACAUUGUGUGGAUUUGUGAGGCAUGGUAAUACUUAGUAUUAAAUCUAAAAGCCAUCCCACUGAUCAGAAGUCAUGUAACUUAACUGUACUUACACAAAUGUAAAAUCUAUAAGGGACAGAUGUUAAGACAUAAAAAUAAUAAAUAUCACACUGCCGUAAAGGUCCAAAACAUGUACUGUAUCAGCAUUGGAUUCAUGUAAUAAGGUAAAUAGAUAAAAAAUUAGAGGUGGAUAUCUUUUUUUGUGUCAUGAAUUACUGAAAAUUCUUAGUAGUUGUGACAUUCUUUUGAGUGAAAUCACAUUUCCAGAUUUGAGUUAGAAAGGCUUUUAUAGUUAUUUUUUCCUCCCCACUGUUAAUAAUCUUAAUCCUCUUUCAGUAUUUUAGUGGCCUUGAACAACUGGUUUAGCUACAAUGUCAAAUCCUCAAUGUGUAAUUAUGUGCAAUGUUCAAUACCUCAUAGAAUAUUUGUUCAACAGUAUCAUAGUGUCAAUGGCAUUGAGAUGGGAUUUGUGUUCUACAUAUUUUUUCAAUAAUUUGUCCUUUCCAAUGUUGAAGAUUAUAUCAGGCUUUAACGUUUUUUAGUUGUUUAAAUAAGUAAUAUUUUCAAAAUAAUAAAAUGACCAAUGAUA
Suricata suricatta (meerkat) is the source of this 5418-nucleotide messenger RNA. It is a transcript of the gene TRHDE, whose product is annotated as thyrotropin releasing hormone degrading enzyme. Gene Ontology annotation, molecular function: zinc ion binding; metalloaminopeptidase activity; peptide binding. Gene Ontology annotation, biological process: proteolysis; peptide catabolic process. The record is from RefSeq and is a predicted model, not a curated record. The transcript is spliced from 18 exons. Gene Ontology annotation, cellular component: cytoplasm. NCBI's taxonomy places the organism in Eukaryota, Metazoa, Chordata, Mammalia, Carnivora, Herpestidae. Bases 1 to 3039 code for a protein of 1012 amino acids.